GAGGGGGCGGCUCGCCGGGCAGUGCCUGUGGGCGAGGGGAUAGUGAUCAGCGCAUCACCCUCCAUCACCCUCUAGUUGUUGCCCGUGUUCCCUGGUUGGUGUCUGAGGGAUGUUGCAUCUGUACUUGGAUCUUGCAGCGCAGUGCCCAUGAUGAGGGAAUGCUUAUUGCUGACACCCAGGAAGGUCGCUAGUUACUGUUGGUUAGCGUGUGGUUAGUGUGUGUGGUGUUGGUUAUUGUGUGGUUAGGAUGUGUGGUUUGUGUGUGGGGCGUUAGUUAGUGUGUGGGGUGUAGAUAUUGCCUGGGCGUUAGUUUGUGUCUGGAGCAUUAAUAUCUGGGGUGUAGUUAGUGUGUGGUUAAUGUGUGGGGUGUGUGGUUAGUGCCUGGGACGUUAGUUUGUGUUGGAGCAUUAAUAUUUGGGGUGUAGUUAGUGUGUGGGGUGUUGUUAAUGUGUGGGAUGUGGUAUGGAGAUGCUCGCUGACACCCACAUGGUGUGUUAGUCACCGUGCAAGUGCCUCUAUUGUGUGGGUCGGUUGCAGCGCCCAGAGUGUAUCAGGUGGGCUGGGUUGCCAGCUGCUGCAGCUCCCUCCCGUCACUACCAUGUACACGUUCGUGCUCCGGGAUCGGAACAGCUCGGUCUACGCUGAAGUGGGCAAGAUGCUGAUCUCCACGGGGCAAUGGCGGAGACUCAGGAGGGACAAUCCCAGGUUCAACCUGAUGCUGGGGGAGAGGAACAAGCUGCCUUUCGGGACCCUGGGUCAUGAACCAGGGGUCGCACAGCUUGUGAACUAUUACCGGGGUGCUGACAAACUCUGCCGCAAAGCAUCACUAGUCAAGCUCAUCAAGUCGAUCCCGGAGCUGGAAUCAUGCACCUGGUUCCCUGAAUCCUACGUCAUCUACCCCACGGGGCUACAAGCCACGGCCAUCCCCUUGCAGAAUGGAUUAACAGUGCAAAGAAAUAACGUGCGGACGGAUGACCGGGAAGUGUUCCUGGCAUCGUACCACAAGAGGCAAGGGAAUGCAGAGCGGAACGUGUGGGUAGCCAAAUCUUCAGCCGGUGCCAAAGGUGCUGGGAUUUUUAUUUCUUCUGACGCCAAUGAACUGUUGGACUAUAUCGAUACUCAAGGUCAAGUUCACGUGAUUCAAAAAUACCUCGAGAGACCAUUACUGUUAGAACCAGGACACCGAAAAUUUGACAUCAGAAGCUGGGUGCUUCUUGAUCAUCAAUAUAACAUAUACCUCUACAAGGAAGGAGUGUUACGAACUUCCUCUGAUCCAUAUAAUAGCACGGAUUUUCUGGAUAAAACUAGUCACCUGACAAAUCACUGUAUUCAGAAGGAAUUCUCCAAGAAUUAUGGAAAAUAUGAAGAAGGGAAUGAAAUGUUCUUUGAAGAAUUCAACCAGUACCUGAUGAACACCCACAAUGUCAGCUUGGAAAACAGUAUUUUGCCCCAAAUCAAGCAAAUUAUAAGGAGCUGUCUAAUAAGCAUCGAAUGUGCAAUUGGCACAAAGCUGCUCCCAUACCACAGCUUUCAACUGUUUGGAUUUGACUUCAUGGUUGAUGAAGAUCUCAAAGUCUGGCUGAUUGAAGUGAAUGGAGCCCCAGCAUGUGCCCAGAAACUCUACGCCGAACUUUGUCAAGGAAUCGUGGAUGUAGCCAUUUCCUGCGUCUUUCCAUUGAGUGAAACGACACAGAAGCCAAGCGCGCAGUCUGUCUUCAUCAAGUUAGGAAGUUAACAGAAUGUUGUCCUAGUCGCCUUUCAUUUCACACUCCAAUAAUAUAUGUAGUGGUAUCAAGGCUGCAUUGCGAAUCAUGUAGCGAGAUUCUAUCCAGCCUGGUGCAGGCAUGAUGGAAGAGCAAUUAUGAAACUAAGAAAUUUUUAUCUAUGGUUAAUGACUUGUAUAAAUCAACAUCUUAUUACGGCUUUAAGACUUUUGUUGGACAAAUUCCAAACAAGCCCCUGUCAAUGGAAGUUGUGUACCUGGUACAUAAUGCUUCAAACGCUGUGAGAAUGUUACUAGCUCUUGCGCUCUUUACUUUAGAUGAUUAGCAGGCGUUGCACAGUAGUUAUCUUGACAUAAUCUGCUUCUGGGUUACAUGAUUAGAAUGACUGUCCUGGACCUUGAGGGGUUGGUUCCCUUGAAGUGCUAUUACGGUACUCCAGCAUCAAGGAUGCAGAUUUAGCCGAGUGUCUGCGUCCCUCAUAACGUGCCGAAUUCUUCCGUGAUCAUUGAUAAAGUGAUUGUUGGAAAUGGAAAUCACUGUGACCACGAAUGGCCUAAAGCAACUCCUGAUUGCACAUCACCCAUGUGCGUGGUACUGUUUCUGCCCUGUGUGAAUGCUUGAGAGCCCGCCAGGAGGCUAUGCGCUGCUGCCUUUCAAAUGAUCUACACUGGUGCUUUUUGAAACGCAGCUCACGUUGAAGGCGAGGAGUUCUGCUUGUGUUGUUGUUUAUUUUAACUAUCUUCGUAAAUACUUGAUCCUUUGAGAGGAGUUGGGAUAGAAGAAUCUCAAACGUACCUCAGGGGUGAUGGGGAGAAGGCAGGAGGAUGGGGUUAGGAGGGAGAGAUUGAUCAGCCAUGAUUGAAUGGCGAAGUAGACAUGAUGGGCCAAAUGGCCUAAUUCUGCUCCUAUCACUUAUGACCUAUCAUGAGUGGAAUUCUAAGUCAACUUUAUGAAGGGAAAGGACAUUUUUUGUUGUUGUCUUUGUUUCCAGGUUAUUGUCGUUGCUCUUAGCGUUUGGAGCUCUGCAGGAUGAAAUGCACUACUACAAACUCCAAAUCAUUCCACCUCUGCCUUCUGAAAGCCGAUACAAAGCUGAUGAACAGUAGUCGAAUAUAAGCUGGUAGCAUGCACUAAAUGCAUUUGUCCUGA
This is a messenger RNA of Amblyraja radiata (thorny skate), 2873 nucleotides long. RefSeq names its product tubulin tyrosine ligase (gene ttl). Gene Ontology annotation, molecular function: tubulin-tyrosine ligase activity. Gene Ontology annotation, cellular component: spindle microtubule. The transcript is spliced from 7 exons. Lineage: Eukaryota; Metazoa; Chordata; Chondrichthyes; Rajiformes; Rajidae. Bases 599 to 1735 code for a protein of 378 amino acids. The record is from RefSeq and is a predicted model, not a curated record. Gene Ontology annotation, biological process: protein modification process; microtubule cytoskeleton organization.